AUGGGAUACCACCAUAUCACAGACCUCAACUUAUCUCUUUCAUUCAACAACGCAAAGCCGUCACCUUUGAUUGCAAACCCUACUUCUAAUCCCACCAACCUUUUAGCUUUCAAUCAUGGAGAUUUUGCAAAUACUGCAAAUGAGGGAAGUCAACAGGCAUCAGGGAGUUCACGUUGGAAUCCAACGCCGGAGCAGCUACUGGCACUCGAGGAACUCUAUCGACGCGGGACACGGACGCCGUCGGCGGCGCAAAUCCAACAAAUCGCGGCGCGGCUUCAGCGGUUCGGGAAGAUCGAAGGGAAGAACGUUUUCUACUGGUUCCAAAACCAUAAAGCAAGAGAACGUCAAAAACGCCGCCGUCAACUGAUCAGUGUGACUCCCGAUGAACAGCAACAGUGUGAUGCCGAUAGCUUGGAGAAGAAGGAAUCAGCAGUAAUUUUGUUGAGCUGCAACAAGGCUUCUCCUUCAAACAUAUGUAAACUUUCAGAGGGUCUCAUAUCAAUGCAUGGAACUGCAAAAAGUGGAGGAAACGAGUGGAUGCAAAUUCACGACAAGGAACUACGCUUGGAGCUGUCUUUUUCGGCGACCGCUUCAUCGGACACUGGAUAUUUAUGUCUACCGAAACCCCACCAAGAAAAUACUACCACACUCGAAGAAGAAAACAGAAAAGAGCAGACCCUCGAGCUGUUUCCCCUUGGAACCGCCAUUAAUAUCGGCCACAAUGAAGUACCCAUCACAGCCAUAACUACUACAACAACAACAAUACAGUAUUUCGAGUUUCUUCCUCUGAAGAACUGA
Messenger RNA from Hibiscus syriacus, 798 nucleotides. Its product is annotated as WUSCHEL-related homeobox 6-like. Lineage: Eukaryota; Viridiplantae; Streptophyta; Magnoliopsida; Malvales; Malvaceae. Gene Ontology annotation, biological process: plant organ development. The transcript is spliced from 4 exons. Gene Ontology annotation, molecular function: DNA-binding transcription factor activity; DNA binding. The record is from RefSeq and is a predicted model, not a curated record. Bases 1 to 798 code for a protein of 265 amino acids.